Messenger RNA from Carya illinoinensis, 780 nucleotides. RefSeq lists its product as uncharacterized. Gene Ontology annotation, molecular function: DNA helicase activity. Lineage: Eukaryota; Viridiplantae; Streptophyta; Magnoliopsida; Fagales; Juglandaceae. The transcript is spliced from 2 exons. The record is from RefSeq and is a predicted model, not a curated record. The coding region runs from base 1 to 780 and encodes 259 amino acids. Gene Ontology annotation, biological process: DNA repair; telomere maintenance.
AUGGGGAAAGACAUUAAUUCGUUCAAUCUUCUUGAUAACAACAUUUGUUUUGAUGAAGACCAAUUCAAAUUUAGAGAAAUCGAUGAUAAAUUAGCUGUUGAAAUUCCAGAAGAAGAUAUUGUGGCAUCAGAAGUCCUUAAUAGUAAACAACGACAUGUCUAUAAUUUAGUUUUGGGAAAGAUUUUUUCAAAUGAAGCUGCUACAUUCUUUGUUGAUGGCCCUGGUGGGACGGGGAAUACAUUCCUAUAUAAGGCACUUCUUGCUGCAGUAAGAUCAAAAAAAUUAGUCGCACUUGCAACUGCUUCAUCUGAUGUUGCUGCAUCUAUCCUUCCUGGAGGUCGAACAGCACACUCGCGCUUUAAAAUUCCACUAGAUACUGAUGAACAUAGCAUAUAUUGUGUCAAUAAACAAAGUGCCCUCGCAAAGUUACUACGUGUGGCAAGAGAUUUUCGCCAAGUUUUACCUGUGGUUCGUAAAGAAACAAGACAAGAAGAUGUUGACGCCAGUUUGGUUUCUUCUUAUUUGUGGCAUACAUUGAUCAAGUUUCAUUUGACUGAAAAUAUGCGAGCAAGAUUGGAUCCAGUCUUUUUAGAAUAUGUGUUAGAAUUGGGCAACGGAAUGCCACCAAUCACAGUUGAUGAAACUAUAAAAAUUCCUAAUGGCAUGCUUGUUCCCUGUGAAGAUGACUAUACUUCUUUGGAUCAUUUAAUUGAUGUUAUUUUCCAUGAUAUUCAUGAAUAUUCAAUAAAUAUUUCAGCUAUGAUGAAUCGGGUCAUAUGA